Messenger RNA from Antechinus flavipes (yellow-footed antechinus), 5386 nucleotides. It is a transcript of the gene USB1, whose product is annotated as U6 snRNA biogenesis phosphodiesterase 1. Gene Ontology annotation, molecular function: 3'-5'-RNA exonuclease activity. NCBI's taxonomy places the organism in Eukaryota, Metazoa, Chordata, Mammalia, Dasyuromorphia, Dasyuridae. The transcript is spliced from 7 exons. Gene Ontology annotation, biological process: U6 snRNA 3'-end processing. Bases 119 to 1042 code for a protein of 307 amino acids. Gene Ontology annotation, cellular component: nucleus. The record is from RefSeq and is a predicted model, not a curated record.
GGAGAAGGAAAGGAGAAGGAAAUGAAGAGAAGAAAGAAAGAAAAGGGGAAGAGAAGGAAGGGGGCUCGAGGAAGAGCUUCCAAGCUUGGGCUCAUCUAGCGGUUUCCUCCUCUAGAUAAUGUUGAAGGAGCAAAGGGGCGCGGCGGUGGCGCGGGCUUUGGAGGCGGAACUUCCGGGGGCGGGCCUAGGUUUCUUAGGGGAAGGGAAUGAACGAGGCACCCGUCAAACCCGGGAGCAGGAAGGGCCCAUGAGCGCCGCACUCCUGGUGGGCUACAGCAGCAGCAGCAGCUCAGAAGGAGAGGAUGAGUCCGGGUCCGGUGCAGAGCCUAAGGAGAGCGGCAGCCGUGGGCGUCCUCCCCCUCCCCCUCGGCUGCCCCUCCCAGACAGCGUCUUGAACAUGUUUCCGGAUUCAGAAGAUGAGCUGGUGGAUGAUGUUGAAAAACACGGCGGGAGAAUCCGCACCUUCCCCCAUGAAAGGGGGAUUUGGGCCACCCACGUCUGGGUGCCCUAUGAAGCAAAGGAAGAUUUUUUUGACCUGCUUGACAUCCUCAUGACCCAGGCCCAAAAGGUCCUGCCCAGGCUAGUAAAGAUGGAGGAGUUCCACAUCAGUCUGUCACAGAGUGUGGUCCUGCGCUACCAUUGGAUCACUCCCUUCAUGCAGUCCCUGAAGGGCCACAUGGCCCCCUUCUAUAGGUUCUUGUUCACAGCCAACCAGGUGAAGGUUUACACAAAUCAAGAGAAGACAAGGACCUUCCUCGGGUUAGAGGUCACCGCGGGGCAUUCCCACUUCCUGGACUUGGUCUCAGAAGUCGACAGAGUCAUGGAGGAAUUUGACCUGGCAACUUUCUACAAGGAGCCUUCCUUCCACAUCAGCCUGGCCUGGUGUGUGGGAGACGCGCGGUCCCGGCUGGACGAGGGCGUCGUCCGGGAGCUGCAGGAAACCGUGAACAGCUUUGACGACUCUGCCCCGCUGCUGCGCGUGCGGGCCGAGCAGGUCCGCUGCAAGUCCGGGAAUAAGUUCUUCUCAUUCCCGUUAAAAUGAGAGCCAAGCAGUGAGCGCAUGACCCUCCUGCCCUGGUGGGCCGGGGACGGAGCCUUCCUCUGGAAGGAUGAAGGAUAGAGGAGAAACAGCAUGAGCCCAGCUUCGUGGUUCCCAGCCCAUCCUGAUGGUGAGCCCUGGCCCGGGAGCCCCACUUAGGACCGCGAAGGGGGCCUCUGCCCAGAUUGGGGGCCUCCCCACCCUCUUCUUCCCAAGUAAGGGGCCAGUUCCCCCCGAUGCCCAGCAGAGGGCAGGGCAGUCCAUGAUUCCUGUCCUGAGUCUUCGGGCCUGGUGGGGAAUUUUUUGGGGUCACUUAGUGAACCUUUCAGCUGUUUGCAUUUUUGUGCCUUUGGCCUCCGAACAAAAUCUGAAAAAUUAUUAUUUCCACACCUCGCCCUGUCCUGCUCUGGUGUCCAGGUGUCUUAGAGAGGCUCUGUCCCUGCCCUUUCCCAGAAACUCCCUGCCCCAGUCCCACCCAGGCCACCCCUGAGUCAAGGGGGCGGCUCUGCCCCAGGAUUCUCCAGCACAUCCCCCUCACCCCCUCCCAGGAGCCCCACCAGGUGCCGGGGGAAAGCUUGAGCAGAUGCUUCUUGUGGGCUGGGCUGUCUGGGAAGAGCUCUCUGGAUCUCCCAAGGCUUCGGCCUCUGGCUUCCCAUGUUAAUUUUCCAAAAAAGAAUCUUUCCCAUGAAGGCCUUCCUCCUGGUGCUCCAAAACUAUCCCAGGUUCUGUCUCCUUGUCCCUUUCUGCCGGAUGAGCAGCAAGAGACAUUUUACAAGGAAGCGUUUAGGACCAGUUGAGGCCCUCACUGCUACUAAAAGAACCUGGGUUGUCCUGAACAAAUCCAGCUGCCACCUGGGUGUCUGGUACUGGCUGGUGGGACUAUAUCUGGAUAUUUAAAUGAUGUGAACUGAAAUGUUUGUUUCUGCUUCUUGGGUUUCGGGGAUAGCAUUUAUCAUCAAGGUGAAAGGAGAGACGUUUUCCCCUUUUUCUCUCACUGUCAUCACCCCCACUGCUCCCAGGUGUCAGGAGUCUGGCCGUCCAGUUUCCUCACGUCCUUUGCGUUGGCCACCUUCCAGACUAACACAGGGUUUGGCUUUUUUAGGAUCUAUUUAGCUAUCCUGCCACAAGCAUUCCCGAUGACACCUUGCAUUUGUAUGGGGCUUUCUUGAUACAGUGGAAGAGCUGAGCCUUAGAACUAAGCGGCCUUCCUUUGAAAUCUGACUGCUCUUUCACUGCCUUUGUGAUCUUAGGCAAGUUUGAAUGACUGUCUACCUCAGUUUCCUCAUCUAUAGAAUGAAGUGAUUGAACCCUAUGACCUCCAAGGCCCCCAAUUCUCCCACAAGCUUGGUAAGGUGACUAGGGUAAGAAGCAUUAUUAAUCUCCAUUUUACAGAUGGGAAAUUUAGGGUAAAUAAUUUGAGAUCCUUCACUUCUUUUAAAUGCAAAAUUUUAAUUCUUUUUCUUUAAAUCUCCAAAUACCCUUCUAAAGAUCCUUCGCUUCUUAAUAUCAAGUUCACUUUAUCUACCAUCUUGCCUCCAAGUCCUGGCCAGGUCAUUUUCUUUAAACAGUAUCUCAAGGAAUGGGGGCCUUGCUCCCCAGUACAUGCAGGAGUGAAGGGCUUUAUUUCAUAAAUCACCCUCCUUCAUCAAGACUUUUCUCACCAUCAUUUUGGAAUCUAGCACCGUUCCUUGUGCUAAUGACAGCUCAAGGUUACCUGGUUACCAACCAUACUCCUGGGCUUGGGUCAGAGAGAAUGAAGCUGGUCUUUUUUCGUUGACUUUUCGGGGAGCUGAGCCUGUUCAAGUUCCACGGCAACUGGUACCCGUAGAAAGCCCAGACUAAGGCAGACAAGCCGAGUCCCAAUUCCCUAUUCUGUUUGAUCCAGACCCGUCCUGGUCUCCCCGUUGCUCCUUUACCAUCUGGAUGAAAACAGUGUCUGACAAGUCAUUGAUGCUGGUGCUUUUCCACAAUCACUUGUGGGCAGUGACUGGGAACACAGAGUCUGCAGAAGACAAACAAAUCCUCUUAAGAGUGUUCUAGGAAACCGGUCCCUUUGGAGAGCCCUGCCUGAUGUUAUUAGGCAUUUCCAUUAACAACCCCAAGGAUGGAUUUUGCUAAUCAAAUUUGGGAAGGAUGUGGAACUGGAAGCCCAGCUGUGCUGAAUAGGGAAUUAGAGUGCAGCAUGACUUUGAGAAAUGGGCCAAAAUCAAUAAGAUGAAAUUCAAUGGGAGAAUGGAAAGGAGCUGAUAGAGGCAGGAAAUAGGAAAUUCACUCGGAGAUGGGGAGGCUGGCCGGGCAGAAAAAUGACAGAGCAUCGGUGGGGGAGCUUGGCUUGUGCCCAGCUCAGUGGUCCCCUGGAAGAGACAGGAUUCAGGGCUCUGCAGCUUAUGUUAGAGGAUGAUAAAAAGACUUGACAAUCGGGGAUCAUUGAACACCUCCGGAAAAUGGAGAAAGAGAGCACAGAGGGAAAACAAUAAAAAAUUCAAUUUUGUGAUAGCCAUUUUUUGGAUCCUUUUUGUCAUGGUUAAUUUUUUUUUUAAAAAAUCAUGACUCUCCUCAGAUGUUCCCUGCAGAGGAGGAAAAGCAUCCUGGAUUGUUAGAGAGCUUGGGGGGGAGGAGGGGGAGAUUGGCCCUUAUACACCUGGAAAAUGCCAUUCUCACACCUCCCCACCCCCGCCUCCGUGCCCCACCCCCAGCCCUGUAUCCAAGAGAGAAAUUAACACAACUUGUUUAUUCUUUCUCCAAACCGGGAGCUGAAACAAGCUCCUUGGGGCACUGGCCCUGAAAGCCCAGCAGGGGGUGCUUUGUAAACAGCACAAAUCUAUGCAUUGGGCUGGGCCCCAAAGCUGAGAGAUCACUUUUUAAGUAGUUGUUCUCAAAACUGUGGCAAACAGCUUCAGAAAGGAAAUCCUAGAAUCAAUAGAACAUGGGGUUCUGGAAGACCCUGAGAGGGUACCUUGUCCUCCACAUUACAGGAUGGUAAAUAAUGCUACAGUUUCAUAUGGAAGAGGGAUUCGAUUUUGACCUAAAUGAUCAGAAGGGUGAGCCAUGGGUUGGAAUUGGCCAAAAAACCAAAUUUAAGCUUGAUGUCCAGUGAGAAGAACCACUUUCUAAUCAGUAAAGCUAUCCAAAUGGGGACUGAAGUUCCUCUGGAGGCAGUGAGGGUCCCCCCCUCUCUCUGGAGAUCUUUGGGCAAAGGCUAGGUGAUCACUUGGGUAAACUGUAAAAGGCUUUCCCCCCUUCCCCCAGAUCCCCUUCAACUUGAAAAUUCAGUGAUUCUCCCAAGAUAUUCUUCCCAGUAGCUCCUUUUUCUGCCAACACUGUAGCUAGGCCACUUACCCUCUCAACUCAUCUAUGCACUUUCAUAUCUGAAGUGCUGUCCCAAGAAUUUGCAAAUCAGCUCCUGCCCCAUUGAGCUAAAUAGCCAGUAAGCAAGAUCAAAAUCCUCCAGUUGGGUGAAAGGAAGGGAAAGUACAUGUAAUAUGGCCUUGCUUUUCCCUCCAGGCACUUUCAUCCAUGGAUCACAGUUUUAAGCCAGAGGGGCCAUCUAGCCCUUCCUAUAGGCACUUAUUCCUUAAUAGGGCAGCUUUUGGGAAACAUUAGGUACAUUCAGUGCCUUCCCUGAUGACAAUCCCCAGAAACCCCUCCCUUUGUUGUUGAUUGCUAAAAGUUGGUAUUACACAAGUGUUUUGUUCCAUUUCCCUUGAAAAAUGAUAUCCCUAGAUUUGGAGCUGACCUCAGAAGCCAGCACCUUUUUACAGAUGGGGAAACUGAGGCCUAAAGAGAGAGCAAGCGAUUUGGCCAAAAUCACACAGGAAAUAAGUAUCAGAGUUGGGAUCUGAACCAGGUUCCCCUUCUCCAAGAAUAAGCUCUCCUGAAUUUUGGGGGCAGAACUGAGCUGCUUACAUAUUGUAGCCUCCUCUGCCUAGGCGGGGCGUGGAACACUACAGAAACUCUGCUCCUCAGCAUUUUCCUGCUCAUUGUCAAACAUUUGUGAAACUGACCUCCAAAAAUUUACCUACGUGCUCCCAAUCCCUAGGACCUCUAUAGACUGGGCAGAAUGAAAAUCUGGGUGUUUUGCCGUAGUUAUCCUGUUGAGAGACGUUCUGUCCCAGAAAUAUAAGUCAUCCAGAGGAGAGUUAACUCACAGAGCAAGAAUUUCAUCAUAAAUAAGAACUUUGCAAACUUUUUUGACCCAAAGCCCUGAAGUACACUGUUUAUGAUAUUCAAAGCCCCUCUUCAGCAGUAUAAAUGAAUAGCUAACUUCCAUCGAACCAAAUAUUUUUCUCAAUGUGGUUGAUUUUGAAUAAAUGUUAUUGUUAAAGAUUAAAACAUAUUUCUGUCAAA